Tripterygium wilfordii is the source of this 2160-nucleotide messenger RNA. Its product is annotated as carotene epsilon-monooxygenase, chloroplastic. The record is from RefSeq and is a predicted model, not a curated record. Gene Ontology annotation, biological process: carotenoid biosynthetic process. Gene Ontology annotation, molecular function: iron ion binding; heme binding. The transcript is spliced from 10 exons. Gene Ontology annotation, cellular component: chloroplast. Lineage: Eukaryota; Viridiplantae; Streptophyta; Magnoliopsida; Celastrales; Celastraceae. Bases 175 to 1824 code for a protein of 549 amino acids.
UCAGUCCAUGUUAUUUUUUGGGUGCAGGCCUAGUAGUUUUAUCUGAACAAAAGCCCAAGUUGGCCCAGAGAGAGGGAGAUUAUCCACACCAAAAUAUGUGAAGCAACUGCCGUCUGUUUCCGGCAAUGGCGCAAACGAGGGAGAGCAACAAACAAGCUUAAACAAUAACCAACAAUGUCAAUGCUGUCCUCGUUCUCUCUCGCCUCCUCCUCCUCCUCUCUCUUCGCACCGGUUUUUCACAAAGCUACAGUCCGAUCCUAUUCAAGACCCAAUUCUCACUCUCUCGUUGUCAAAUCCUGCAUAAACAAGAACGACCCCUCGAAAACAACCUCCUGGGUUAGCCCGGACUGGCUCACUUCCCUUACUCGGUCUCUGUCGACUGGCCGGAACGAAGAAUCCGGGAUUCCGGUAGCCAGUGCCAAGCUUGAAGAUGUCUCUGAUCUUCUAGGUGGGGCCCUCUUCCUCCCCUUGUUCAAGUGGAUGAACGAGUAUGGACCAAUUUAUAGACUCGCCGCGGGACCUAACAAUUUUGUAGUGGUUAGCGACCCUGCCAUUGCUAAGUAUGUGUUGAGGAAUUACGGGAAAUACGCGAAGGGUCUUGUAGCCGAAGUCUCCGAGUUCUUGUUCGGGUCGGGGAUCGCCAUUGCUGAGGGACAGCUCUGGACGGUAAGGCGGAAAGCUGUGGCUCCAUCUCUUCACAAGAAGUUUUUGUCUGUGAUGGUUGAUCGAGUAUUUUGCAAAUGUGCGGAAAGACUAAUGGAGAAGCUCCAACCUGCUGUGUUAAAUGGCGUUACAGUCAAUAUGGAAGAAAAAUUCUCUCAAUUGACGCUUGAUGUUAUCGGCUUGUCAUUGUUCAACUACAAUUUUGAUUCACUUACUACUGAUAGCCCUGUUAUUGAUGCAGUUUACACAGCUUUGAAAGAGACAGAGCUUCGCACUACAGAUAUACUACCAUAUUGGAAGAUUAAGGCUUUGUGUAAGAUAGUUCCUAGACAAAUAAAAGCGGAGAAAGCAGUUACAGUGAUUAGGAGAAGUGUUGAAGAACUUAUCACAAAGUGUAAAGAGAUCGUGGAAAGUGAAGGUGAAAGAAUAGAUAAGGAGGACUACGUGAAUGAGAGUGAUCCCAGCAUCCUUCGCUUUUUGCUUGCUAGCAGAGAGGAGGUUUCAAGUAUACAACUGCGGGAUGACCUUUUGUCCAUGUUGGUAGCAGGUCAUGAGACCACUGGGUCGGUCUUGACUUGGACUCUGUAUCUUUUGAGCAAGGAUGCUUCAUCAUUGGCUAAAGCGCAAGAGGAGGUUGACAGAGUUUUACAGGGAAGGUCUCCAGCAUAUGAAAAUAUAAAGGAUCUGAAAUUUCUUACACGUUGUAUAUACGAGUCAUUACGUCUCUAUCCACAUCCUCCGGUCUUAAUUAGAAGAGCUCAAGUUGACGAUGUACUUCCUGGAGAUUACAAGGUUGCUGCUGGUCAAGAUAUAAUGAUUUCAGUGUAUAACAUCCAUCAUUCCUCACAGGUAUGGGAGAGAGCAGAAGAAUUCAACCCAGAAAGAUUUGAUUUGCAAGGUCCAAUACCUAAUGAAUCAAAUACAGAUUUCAGAUUCAUUCCCUUCAGUGGAGGGCCUCGUAAGUGUGUAGGUGAUCAGUUUGCUUUGCUGGAGGCUGUUGUUUCCCUUGCCAUUUUAUUGCAGCGCUUGAACUUUGAAUUGGUUCCUGACCAGACCAUUAGUAUGACUACUGGAGCGACCAUACAUACGACAAAUGGCUUGUACAUGAAACUGAGCCAACGAAAAACUGUAUCUGCUUGUACUCCAUCUUCUCCUAUGUAAAUAGAAGAAAUAAGGAAUUAAACAAGGGAAGGGUCCAAUCCCACAAUUAUCAUCAGAGGACAAUAGUCUGAGGACGCGUGCUCUGCUAGCAGGAGACAUCUUUGCUAUGACAAUUCACAGGACUAAAGGUAAGCAAUAGGACUGAAGAAGCUUUAAGCAGACUGGUAUGUCUGCUGGUUUCCCCAGUUUCAAAGCAUUCUUUAUUAAUCAUUUCCACACUGUGUUGGAGUUUCAAAAAUGAUCAUUCAUGUCAUGACCAAGGAGAGAAACUUGGACAUUUUAUUACUAGAACAAAAACUCUGAUCAAUCAAUCUUCCACAUUACAUUAUUGUAUAA